AUGAAAUGCUUUUAAGCUUCAGUCAGCAUCACAUUGAAAGCAAGACGUUACUGUUCACGUAAUCCAAUGUAGCUCUGUGAAUAACUUACUAUAGAGGGGGAAAUGACCAAUUAUACGCCCUGAAACUCGCCUUUUAUUCUGGUAGACGUUCAAGAAGUGCAAUCAUGGCCAUGCGGGACUUGGUGGAAGGGGAGUGUGGUGCUGCAAACCCACUCAUGAAGCUUACCACACACUUCACACAGGACAAGUCGCUGCGACAGGAAGGGUUCCAGCAUGCCAGACGACCUGGAGUGGUCAGCAGACCUUUUGGAGAGGCCAGGGAAGAAGAGCUGGUUCAGGAGUUUCUCCAAGAACAAUAUCGACAGAUGGCGCCACAGACAUUUAGCAUGUCUGGACUUCUGCAAGAGAUGCAGGACAUUGAGAAGUCCAGAUUACGACAGGGCCCACAAAGAGGGCCAGGAGUGGCAGAUCUAGCCAGACAAGAGAACUGGGCACAAGAGUUUCUGGCCACAGAACAUCCAGUAGGGCUAGAUGACCAUGCGUGGUCCACUGAGUUCCUGUCGGAGCAUCCACCCCCACAUAGUCCUGAGACACUGGCCGAAACCAAGUGGGCACAGGAUUAUUUAGACCAACAUGAGCACCGGACAUGGACAGACGAGUAUGGACAAGAUGUCUUAAGUGAACAGAAGUGGGGGGAUGAAUACCGCCAAGAGGAUGAGGACGAGUUAGCCAAGACGGCCAGAGAAUUUGCUGGCAGUGUGUCAGAUCCAAAGUUAGCAAACUCAGAGUUUAUGAAAUUCAUCCGGAGGCUUGGUGAUGGAGAGGUCACCAUUAAAGACAACGAGGUCGUAGAGAGGGGUGGCGUAACGAAUGAAGCGCGAGCAGCGAAUGAAUGGGUGCACGAUUAUAAUGUGCACGAUGAGCAGGAGAAGUCCUUGUCAGACAAGUGGGCAGAAGAGUUUGGUGCCUUUAAUGAAGGGGGAGCAAGAGAGACCACAGACUUUUGGGAGAAGUUGCAAAAACAAUGGGAGGAAAUGGCAGGGACAAAUGAGCACCCCUGGCUGUCAGACUAUGAAAGAAUUGACCCGUACAAGAAUUACCAGUUUGAGCAAGACAACCCCCUGCUGGACCACCCUGACCCCUUCAAGGAGGGGCUGAAAAGGCUAAAGCAGGGGGACAUCCCCAAUGCCGUCCUCCUGUUUGAGGCUGCUGUACAGAAGGACCCCUCUCAUGUCGAGGCCUGGCAGUAUUUGGGGACAACUCAAGCGGAAAAUGAACAAGAGCCUGCUGCCAUUGCUGCUCUCAAAAAGUGCCUUGAAUUUGAUCAAGGGAACCUGACGGCCCUGAUGGCCCUUGCGGUCAGUUACACCAACGAGACCCUGCAGCCCCAGGCCCUGGACACCCUGAAGACGUGGCUUAGAAAUAACCCCAAAUACACCCACUUAGUCCCCCAGCUGGACGGAGAACACAAAACUAACCUGUACGUGUCUUCCCUCGCUAAUAGAAGUGAUUACGACAACGAUGAUCACGUCACUUUAGUGUCGUCUGUCCACAGCAGAUAUUGGCCAAGUACUCUACAUGAAGAAGUGAAGAACAUGUACCUGCAGGCCGCUCGCCAGUUCCCUCAGGACAUAGACCCAGAUGUACAGUGUGGUUUGGGGGUCCUGUUCAACCUGUCUGGGGAGUACGACAAGGCUGUGGACUGUUUCAGUGCUGCGGUACAAGUACGCCCACAGGACGCCCUUCUGUGGAACAAACUCGGUGCUACCCUGGCCAAUGGGAGUCGCAGUGAGGAGGCUGUGGACGCCUACCACCAUGCCUUGCAGAUAGCCCCGGGCUUCAUACGGUCACGUUACAACCUGGGUAUUGCAUGUGUCAACCUCAGCGCACACAAGGAAGCAGUAGAGCACUUCUUGAUGGCACUUAACAUGCAGCACCAGGGUCGCGGGCCACGAGGUGAGCAGUCCGUCAUGUCGGACAACGUGUGGUCCACCUUGCGCAUGGCAAUUUCCCUGAUGGGACGUCCAGACUUGUACGAACUGUGCGAUGAGCGCAACUUGGAUCGACUCAACAAAGAAUUCAACAUGGAAACGUGACAUACAUCCACCAAGUCCAGAGACUCUUAUGUUGGCAGAUGGCUGUCAAGGGAUGGAAAUGACUUCCCACAGAAACUGGUGACAAAAAGUAGCGAGGACACACUGAAACUUAGUUCUCCUAAAUUUGAGACAAGAGGCUUUGGAUCCGUAUCAGAAUUGAAUUCUUUGAAGUUGCUGCCAUUGGAUAUGCAGGACAUGCCAAAUACUUACACACCAGGAUCCCAAUCUUUGCUCACUCUCUCAGCAUGUGGUCAAAACUGUGAAUUUUUAAAUCCUGGAGUGGCGGUGAAAAGUAUCGCCGACAAAGACAAGUUCAAGAAGAUUUCAGUCACUGAAGCAAAAGGUACACAAAUUGAGAUUAAUAGAAAUUUAAAUGCUUAUAUUGGAGAUGGAGAAUUGAGUCAAAAUGUGGCUGAUGUAAUGGAUUUAUCUUAUGAACAAUGUGAGAUGGACAGAAAAUCAAAUGACAAAAGGAGGAACAGAGUUUGUUUGACUCAACUUGAGCACACAACCUCUGAUGAGCCAUAUUAUGAUGUAGGCAGAGAGAAUGUACUGGGAGAAACUCCUCUAGGGAGAUUUGUUCAUUCUUAUGAUAUUAAAGCAGAGGGCCUUGGGUAUCUGAGAUGUGAUUUCAGAAGAUUUGCAGGAAAACCUGUUACUAAAUGUAGCAUAGUUAAGGAUAAUCAAAGUAUUUUUCCCAAUGAAAAGCAAAAGAUUGUUUAUGAUGAUCGUGAUAGAAUUUCUGAUUUUUCCUCACUCGGUCCUACGAAAAGACGAGGCUUGGCGUUUAGCCCGGGCGUUAUGGGGAUCACAGAAGCUAGUUCCAUGGACUCCACCGUAAAUGACAAUUGUGUUAGAUUUGACACUGAGUUGGGUGAGAAUGCUUCGAGAAUUUGUCAGUAUAACAGUCCGAUAGAUGGCGAGGCUAGUAGCAAUGAAAACCGUCACCAACAUGUUCAUUUUUCGGGAGAUUUUAAAGCAGUGAUGAUUGGCAAUAGAGUAACAGUGAGAGAAAAGGUGCUUCCGGGGGUUCUAGAUUUGAUUUUUAAUUAACAACAUGUUAACUGUUGUAUCAACUGAUACAGAUUUCUUAUGACAAAUGGAUUCAAAUUUUCCUGAUUAUGAUAGAGAAACGAUAAAAAGUGACUCGUUUUCAAUAACUUUUAAAAUGUAGGCAUGCCAACCUCAAUCGCGAUAAAGCAGAAUUUUAAUAUAAAAUGAGUGAAGAUUCGAUUAUGAUUCUAUGAAGUAUCAGUUUUCUUCAAAGAAGAUGAAUGUGUUAUAUUUAAGUUAGACAAUAAAUAGUAUAUUAUCAAA
Messenger RNA from Lingula anatina, 3413 nucleotides. Its product is annotated as peroxisomal targeting signal 1 receptor. Gene Ontology annotation, molecular function: protein binding. Gene Ontology annotation, cellular component: peroxisomal membrane; cytosol. Gene Ontology annotation, biological process: protein import into peroxisome matrix, docking. Lineage: Eukaryota; Metazoa; Brachiopoda; Lingulata; Lingulida; Lingulidae. The record is from RefSeq and is a predicted model, not a curated record.